AUGCCGCUCGAUACCUCAACAACUUACCCUUUGACUAAGCUGCGCCUGGACGGCCGCCGCUGGAAUGAACUGCGUCUACUUCAAGCGCAGAUCUCCACGAACCCUGCCAGCUCCGGCUCUUCAUACCUGUCUAUGGGCAAUACCGCAAUCAUGUGCUCCGUUCACGGUCCGGCUGAGGGUCGUCGUGGCGACGCCAGCGGUGCAGGAGGCAGCGCAGGUGCUAUCGUCGACGUGGAGGUGAACGUUGCCGGGUUUGCUGGUGUGGAUCGCAAGCGGAGGGCUGGAGGAAGUGACAAACAAUCUUCACGAAUCGCAACCACCUUGCGCUCUGCCUUCCAAUCGCACCUGCAUACCUAUCUCUACCCACACAGCACGAUCAGUAUCCAUGUAUCCGUUCUCUCCGCCGACGGCUCCUUGCUCGCCGCCGCAAUCAAUGCCUGCACCCUGGCACUCGUGGACGCAGGUAUUCCCAUGCCCGGUCUACUCUGCGGCUGCACCGCCGGCAUGAGCGGCAGCGCCUCCACACCGCGGGACCCACGACACGACGAACUCGACCCCUUGCUCGAUUUGUCGCUCCCCGAAGAGCAGGAGCUGCCGGUAUUGACCGUUGGUACUACGACCUCGGUUCCCGUGGGAGAAAACAAUAUGGACGACGAAGAGGGAGAUAUGAAGGUAGCCGUGUUGACGAUGGAUUCAAAGCUGCACUAUACCUAUAUUGAGACCAUGCUGGCAGUGGGCAUGGACGGGUGCAACCAGAUCCGUGAGCUGUUGGAGGGGGUGAUUAAAGGCUCCAGCCGGGCCUAA
Messenger RNA from Penicillium canariense, 804 nucleotides. RefSeq names its product exosome non-catalytic core subunit SKI6. Gene Ontology annotation, biological process: nuclear mRNA surveillance; poly(A)-dependent snoRNA 3'-end processing; U4 snRNA 3'-end processing. NCBI's taxonomy places the organism in Eukaryota, Fungi, Ascomycota, Eurotiomycetes, Eurotiales, Aspergillaceae. The coding region runs from base 1 to 804 and encodes 267 amino acids. The record is from RefSeq and is a predicted model, not a curated record. The transcript has 2 exons. Gene Ontology annotation, cellular component: cytoplasmic exosome (RNase complex); nucleolus; nuclear exosome (RNase complex).